CGGCCACCACCAUCCAGUGGGUACGAAGCAGACGCGCCGCCGCCCACCACUGGCCCUUUCUCCUCUACCCUCUCCCCCAAACCCCCAAAACUCUUCCGUCCACCCUCCUCCACCCAGCAGCGUCGGCCACCACCAAGCAGUGCCUCCGACCACCACCAAUUUCCGCCGAACGCCAACCAUCCGGCCGAUCUCUCUCAACCUCAUGCGGUUUGGUCGCCUCCACCCACCGAACGACGCCCACACCAUCCGCCUCUGCCCACCACCGGCGACGCCCACCCACAGCCAAAGUUGAAUAGAUCCAACCUGACAACCUGAAAACAGGAGAUAGAGAGGAGAGAGGGAGAGAUGGCAGAAUUGUUCAUUAAACAGGCGGAGAAUUACACGGAAGGUCGGCCUAGUUACCCUCCAGAAUUAUUUGAAUUCAUUGCUUCCAAGACAUCCUGUAAAGACCUUGCAUGGGACGUCGGCACCGGCAGCGGUCAGGCUGCUCAAUCUCUAGCUGGGAUGUACAAGAAUGUGAUAGCCACAGAUACAAGCCCAAAGCAGCUGUCUUUUGCUCCAAGGCUACCCAAUAUAACAUACCAGCAAACCCCUCCCACCAUGUCUAUAGCCGAGCUUGAAAGCAAAGUUGCUCCUCAAUCAAGCGUGGAUGUUGUGACGAUUGCUCAGGCCUUACACUGGUUCGAUCUCCCUAAUUUCUACCAACAAGUGAAAUGGAUACUCAAAAAACCUCAUGGUGUCAUAGCUGCAUGGUGCUACACCGUGCCAGAAGUCAAUGACUCGGUCGACUCGGUCUUCAAAACCUAUUAUGGUAUUAUUGUAGACCCCUAUUGGGAGUCGGCGCGUAAAUUAGUGGACAACAAGUAUAGGAGCAUCCAUUUUCCAUUUGAGCCAGUGGAUGGAGUUGAUCACACUGGGCCAUUUGAGUUUGUAGCUGAAAAAUUGAUGGAUUUAGAUCAUUAUUUUACUUUCUUAAAAUCAUCGUCGGCGUAUCAAACAGCAAGGGAGAAGGGUGUGGAGCUUUUGAGCGAUGAUGUGGUUGAGGAUUUUAAGCGUGCUUGGAAUGAAGAUGGAAAAGACCAUAAGGUUGUGAAGUUUCCUAUUUAUCUGAGGAUUGGAAGAGUUGGGAAUACGUAAAAUUAAAAGACUAGCUUGAUCGAUCAAGUGUGGCUUAUUUUAUAGGAAUUUCAAUAAAACCAUUUAUGUUCAAAGGAUUGAUGAACCCAUCUCCUUUGUCGAUAAUGUUGGAAGCAUUAUAUCAGUUGUGUCAGUCACAUUGCCAUUUUAUGAAAUGGAAUUCUGCGUUUGAAUUAAUGCUACUGAUUAGAAAAUUAAAUGACAUUUUGUUGAUCAA
Corylus avellana is the source of this 1354-nucleotide messenger RNA. RefSeq lists its product as uncharacterized. Lineage: Eukaryota; Viridiplantae; Streptophyta; Magnoliopsida; Fagales; Betulaceae. The record is from RefSeq and is a predicted model, not a curated record. Gene Ontology annotation, molecular function: S-adenosylmethionine-dependent methyltransferase activity.